Molecule: messenger RNA, 663 nt
Organism: Cucurbita moschata (crookneck pumpkin)
Lineage: Eukaryota; Viridiplantae; Streptophyta; Magnoliopsida; Cucurbitales; Cucurbitaceae
Product: histone H4
Exons: 1
Coding region: 83-394 (103 amino acids)
Biological process (GO): nucleosome assembly
Cellular component (GO): nucleosome
Molecular function (GO): protein heterodimerization activity; structural constituent of chromatin; DNA binding
Source: RefSeq, a predicted model, not a curated record
CCAAAUCGCCACAGUUCAGCACCAAAAUCAAAAUCCGAGACCAUCUCACUAGCAGUUCGCUCUUCAAUCUUCAGUCGAAAAGAUGUCUGGACGUGGAAAGGGAGGCAAGGGAUUGGGAAAGGGAGGAGCAAAGCGUCACAGAAAGGUACUCAGAGAUAACAUUCAGGGCAUUACCAAGCCUGCAAUUCGCCGUUUGGCUCGUAGAGGAGGUGUCAAGCGUAUCAGUGGAUUGAUCUAUGAAGAAACCAGAGGUGUUUUGAAGAUCUUCUUGGAGAAUGUGAUUCGCGAUGCUGUGACCUACACCGAGCACGCCAGGAGGAAGACGGUGACCGCCAUGGAUGUGGUCUAUGCCUUGAAAAGGCAAGGAAGAACUCUGUAUGGCUUUGGAGGUUAGGUUUAGAGUUUAAUUUCACGAAUGAUUGUAUAUCUAGGAUUUAAUUUCCUAGUCAUUGAGAUUUCUGUUAGUCUUUCUCUGAAGCUGUUCAUCGCUGUUCAUCGUAGUUCUGGCAAUGAAAUUCUAGUUCGUUGUGUGAUUAUUGUCUGUCCACUAAAACUAUGAACAUGUAUAACGCUUAAACCGAAUUUUUAGAUAGAAUGAGUGUUCGAACAUAUUAUUUGUAGGAUGAACAUGUUUAAAUGAAUGGUGGUGCGUUCUUAAGCUUA